AUGAAGGCUUUGGAUCUGCAUGAAUGGUGCUUCGACAAGAUUAGGAGUUCAAAUGGUCAGAUAUUGGCAAUGUAUUCCAUUGGUUGCCAUGAUGAAGAUAUGAAUAAGGAGUUUUUAGAUGGCUUGAAGAGAAUCGAAUCUUCAAAGUGUCGCGCCCAUACUAUGAAUAAACUGGAUUUCUUGAAACAAAUUGGUUUCAAGCACUCAAACCUCUGUUUGAUGAUAAGAACGAAGCCCAAGAUACUAAAUCAGGGCCACAAGAAAGUGGAACGGAAGUUGAACUUUUGGUGCCAGGAACUUGGAUCCUCUAUACAGGAACUAGAGAAAGUCCCAGGAUUUUUGUGUUUUGACUUGGAGAAUCGGACUAAGCGCAGAUACAGAUUCUAUGUUUGGCUUAGGAAGACUGGCUUAUAUACGAAGAAAUCUGCCAUUUCAACCGUGAUUUAUCCUGAUGAAAAGCAGUUCAUAAAGCGCGUUUUUGAGAUUCACCCAGCGGCUCCAAAACUUUUUCUUCUCGAGGUUUCCUUGUUCACAGUUACAGAAUUCGUUAGCUACCUAAGAAGGGUCAGUACUUACAAUCUUAAUGCAGCAAGUGGAAGUGUCGAGGCUCUUAAUGCUUGUGUUUUGUCUUGCCAUGACGACGAGAGGUUGGCGUUGUUGCAGUUCAAGCAAAGCUUUGUCAUUGAAAAAUUAGCUUCUUCUUAUGAGGGUGCUUAUCCUAAGGUCUUGUCGUGGAAAGCUCAAGGAGGAAGCAGCAACUGCUGCUCUUGGGAUGGCGUCGAGUGUGACGAGAAGACGGGCCAUGUGAUUGGCCUUAUUCUCAACAGCAGUUGUCUCUAUGCCUCUAUCAAUUCCAGUAGCAGCCUCUUCCAUCUUGUCCAUCUCCAAAAGUUGAAUCUUGCUGAUAAUAACUUCAGUUACUCUCUCAUUCCUUCUGCAAUUGGGCAGUUUUUGGGUUUGACAUAUCUAAACCUCUCAGAUUCACGGUUUUAUGGCCAAAUUCCAACAGAAAUUUCACGUCUUUCCAAAUUGACUUUCCUCGACCUAUCUUCACAUUUUGAUCCUUUCACAUCUUAUUAUCCAUUGUUGGUACUUAAUUAUCCCAGUUUGAGGAGCCUGGUUCAAAAUUUAACAAGCUUAGAGUGGCUUCGUCUCACAUCUGUUCACAUACCAUCCACAGUUCCUGAUUUCCUAGCAAAUUUCACUUCUUUGAAAGCCAUUUUUCUGCAAAAUUGUGGAUUGUAUGGUGAGUUUCCUAAGAACAUUUUUCAUCUGCCAAACCUAAAAAUUCUUAAACUAGGGUGGAAUAAGGACCUCACUGGUUAUUUGCCUGAAUUCCACCAACGGAGUCCGCUUGAGGGUUUGGAGCUUUCAGAGACUAGUUUCUCGGGAUGUAUACCGCCCUCAAUUGAAAAGCUUGAAUCAUUAGAAUGGCUAUAUCUUCGGGGAUGCAAUUUUUCAAGGCCGUUACCAUCUUCACUUGGUAAGCUUUCCAAACUUAUUGAUCUAGACAUAGGCGUGAGCCACUUGGGUGGUCCAAUUCCAUCUUGGCUGGGAAACCUUUCCCAACUGGUUCGUCUGUAUCUUGACAACAACAAUCUAGAUGGUAGUAUUCCAUCUUGGUUUGGAGCCCUCACACAGCUAAACCAUCUGAACCUCAAAUUUAAUAAUCUAAAUGGUUAUAUUCCAUCUUCUUUUCAGAAUCUUAGUCAACUCGGUUAUUUAAGCGUUUAUGAUAAUCACCUAACCGGACCAAUCCCAUCUUCAUUUGGAAACCUCACCCAACUUUUUUACAUUGAUCUUGCACGCAAUGAAUUGUGUGGUUCGGUUCCGCAUUCAUUAUACAAACUCAUGAAUUUGGAGACACUUUAUCUAUAUGAUAACAAACUCACUGGCACCUUGGAGUUUGACUUGUUUUUUACUAUGAGAAGUCUCGUUGACCUUAGCCUGAGUGGGAACACUUUGUCACUGUUUUUUCACCAAAGAAACAUAAAUGCAACAACUUCGAAAUUCACAGGCCUGGGUUUGCGAUCUUGCAACUUAAGUGAGUUCCCAAAUUUCCUCAGGCAUCAAAAUAAAUUGGAGUGGUUGAAUCUUUCUAGGAAUAAAAUUCACGGUCAUAUUCCAAAAUGGAUGUGGAAUACAAGUUUGGAAACUUUGACUUUCCUCUUCCUUAAUGACAACUUCCUGGUAGACUUUCCCCACCCAUCACCAAUAUUUCUUCCAUGGGUCAAUCUAUGGGCAUUGGACCUUAGUUUUAAUUUGUUGCAAGGACAGUUGCCGAUUGCUCCAACAUGGAUGUGUGAUUUGAGCUCUCUUUGGCUACUCGAUUUGUCUUCAAACAAUUUGAGUGGCACGGUUCCACAAUGUCUAGGAAAGCUUAAUUCCCUGUCAGUGUUGAAUUUGAGAAACAACUCUUUUGGUGGUACCAUUCCUCAAGUAUGCGCGUUGCCAAGUAAUUUGAAGAUGAUUGAUCUCAGCAAGAAUAAAUUCAAGGGGCAAUUAGCAAGGUCGAUGGCCGCUUGUACGAAGCUUGAGUAUUUUGAUGUGGAAAAAAAUCAACUGACUGAUAUCUUUCCUGCUUGGUUGGGAACUCUUCCUGAAUUAAAAUUUCUAAGUCUGCGACAUAAUAGAUUCUAUGGUUUUAUCAAGAAACCCAAACAAAAAUUUUUGUUCGCCAAGUUGCGUGUUAUGGAUCUCUCUUACAAUAAUUUCACUGGUAAAUUGCCUUUUCAAUACAUGCUUAUUUGGAGUGGAAUGAAAGCUAUCAACAAUACAGAUUCGAGAUACAUGAAGGAAACGCAAAUUUCUCAUCCGCCCAGAACAAAUAUAUCGCAAUCUUUCAAUUAUUACUUUUCUACUACAAUUGUCAACAAAGGUCAAGAAAGAAAUUAUCCGGUGAUUUUAGAAAGCUUUGCAGGGAUUGACUUCUCUUGCAACAAAUUCAAUGGAGAGAUUCCACAACUCGUUGGAAACCUCGUAGCUCUUCGUUCGCUGAAUUUGUCCUUUAACAAUCUUACCGGUAGUAUUCCAUCAUCCUUGGGGAAUUUAACGGAGCUUGAAUCACUAGAUCUUUCUAAUAAUAAGCUCUCAGGAGAGAUCCCCCCGCAGCUAACGAGACUCACAUUCCUUCAAAGUUUUGAUGUAUCCCGCAACAAUCUCAGAGGCCCCAUACCACAAGCGAACCAAUUUGGUAAUAUGGAUAAUACCUCUUUUGAAGGUAAUCCAGGUCUUUGUGGGAAUCCGUUAUCCAAGAAAUGCGGAGAUUCCAAGGCCUUGCCACUGCCACCUUCAAUUGUUGAAGAAGGCGAUGAUUCAAAAUCUUCGAUUGAACUGGAUUGGAAAUUUGUUUUGGCUGGAUGCAUAUGCGGGUUUGUCGUUGGAGUUGCUCUUGGCGACUUGUUGUCUUGCCAUGAUGACGAGAGGUUGGCGUUGUUGCAGUUCAAGCAAAGCUUUGUCAUUGACAAAUUAGCUUCUUCUUAUGAGGGUGCUUAUCCUAAGGUCUUGUCGUGGAAAGCUCAAGGAGGAAGCAGCAACUGCUGCUCUUGGGAUGGCGUCGAGUGUGACGAGAAGACGGGCCAUGUGAUUGGCCUUAUUCUCAACAGCAGUUGUCUCUACGGCUCUAUCAAUUCCAGUAGCAGCCUCUUCCAUCUUGUCCAUCUCCAAAAGUUGAAUCUUGCUGAUAAUAACUUCAGUUACUCUCUCAUUCCUUCUGCCAUUGGGCAGUUUUUGGGUUUGACAUAUCUAAACCUCUCAGAUUCAUGUUUCUCGGGAUGUAUACCACCCUCAAUUGAAAAGCUUGAAUCAUUAGAAGGGCUAAAUCUUUGGGGAUGCAAUUUUUCAAGGCCGUUACCAUCUUCACUUGGUAAGCUUACCAAACUUAUUAAUCUAAACUUAGGCAUGAACCAUUUGGGUGGUCCAAUUCCAUCUUGGCUGGGAAACCUUUCCCAACUUGUUCGUCUGUAUCUUGACAACAACAAUCUAGAUGGUUAUAUUCCAUCUUUUCAGAAUCUUAGUCAACUCGGUCUUUUAAGCCUACGUGAUAAUCACCUAACCGGACCAAUCCCAUCUUCAUUUGGAAACCUCACCCAACUUUUUGCCGUUUAUCUUGAAGUAUGCGCGUUGCCAAGUAAUUUGAAGAUGAUUGAUCUCAGCAAUAAUAAAUUCAAGGGGCAAUUAGCAAGAUCGAUGGCGGCUUGUACGAAGCUUGAGUAUUUUGAUGUAGAAAAAAAUCAACUUACUGAUAUCUUUCCUGCUUGGUUGGGAACUCUUCCUGAAUUAAUAGUUUUAAGUCUGCGACAUAUCUUUGCAGGGAUUGACUUCUCUUGCAACAAAUUCAAUGGAGAGAUUCCACAACUCGUUGGAAACCUCAUAGCUCUUCGUUCGCUGAAUUUGUCCUUUAACAAUCUUACCGGUAGUAUUCCAUCAUCCUUGGGGAACUUAACGGUGCUUGAAUCACAAUCCUUACGAGAUCCCCCCGCAGCUAACGAGACUCACAUUCAUUCAAAGUUUUGGUGUCUUUGUGGGAUUCCAUUAUACAAGAAAUGCGGAGAUUCCAAGGCCUUGCCACUGCCACCUUCAACUGUUGAAGAAGACGAUGAUUCAAAAUCUUCGAUUGAACUGGAUUGGAAAUUUGUUUUGGCUCGAUGCAUAAGCGGGUUUGUCGUUGGAGCUGCUCUUGGCGACAUGAAAUGCGGAGAUUCCAAGGCCUUGCCACUGCCACCUUCAACUGUUGAAGAAGACGAUGAUUCAAAAUCUUCGAUUGAACUGGAUUGGAAAUUUGUUUUGGCUCGAUGCAUAAGCGGGUUUGUCGUUGGAGCUGCUCUUGGCGACAUGGUGAUCACAAAGAGGCGACGAUGGUUUCUCAAGGCUUUCAGAAGAAUUCCACCGAGAAUGGAGAUCAGGCAACGUAGAAAGUGA
Molecule: messenger RNA, 4920 nt
Organism: Morus notabilis
Lineage: Eukaryota; Viridiplantae; Streptophyta; Magnoliopsida; Rosales; Moraceae
Product: receptor-like protein EIX2
Exons: 10
Coding region: 1-4920 (1639 amino acids)
Biological process (GO): regulation of DNA-templated transcription
Molecular function (GO): double-stranded DNA binding; protein binding
Source: RefSeq, a predicted model, not a curated record